AUGAAUGACCGUUCGCGUGUAUACAUAGGCACGGCCUUCAUAGCUGGGGCCCUCUUGACGCUAGGAUUCAAGGAUCUUCUCUAUCCGGAGCUAGAACAACGCCUCCGAGAAUAUCGAGCUCGACGUCAUGAUCAGUUCGGAAGUGACCUACAGGAUCUUCCUGCAGAUGUUCUAGCAGCUAGGCCCGGGCCUCCGGUGAUUGUAGAGGGGAUUGAGGGUUGUAUAGGAAAUACUCCCUUGUUCCGAAUCAAAUCCUUGUCCGAAGCUACGGGAUGUGAGAUACUGGGAAAGGCAGAAUUUUUGAACGGAGCUGGCCAAAGCUCCAAAGACCGUGUCGCACUGAGCAUGAUCGAACUUGCUGAGGAGCGAGAUAUCUUGACACCCCAUUCUGGAGAUACAAUUUACGAGGGCACUUCUGGUUCAACUGGUAUAUCGUUGGCCACGCUGGCCCGUGCAAAGGGCUAUCUGGCUCAUAUCUGUAUGCCAUCUGAUCAAGCCAUUGAGAAAUCAAACCUGCUUCUCAAACUCGGUGCAAUUGUGGAUCGUGUUCCGCCUGCACCAAUCGUGGAAAAGGAAAACUUUGUUAAUCGAGCACGAGCCCUGGCGAAUGUCCAUACAGCCACUUCUACUACAAAGUCAAAUUUAGAACCUUUGAUGCCCGAUCCUCCAGAGUUUUCGGGGCCUAAACCGGGGAGAGGCUUCUUUGCAGAUCAAUUUGAGAACGAAGCUAACUGGAGGGCUCAUUUCAAUGGCACGGGCCCCGAGAUCUACGCUCAGUGCAACGGCAGACUUGAUGCAUUUGUUGCAGGAGCUGGAACCGGAGGCACAAUCUCUGGUGUAGCGCGCUUCUUGAAGCCGCGAAUUCCUCAUUUAAGUGUUGUGCUUGCAGAUCCACAGGGCAGUGGACUUUACAACAGAGUCCACUAUGGCGUGAUGUUCGAUUUAAAAGAGAAAGAAGGUACUAGAAGACGGCGGCAAGUUGACACUAUUGUCGAGGGUAUUGGAAUCAACCGUGUGACGGCCAAUUUUGAAGCAGGAAAGGAGCUGGUUGAUGAUGCUGUUAGAGUGACAGAUGCUCAGGCCUUAGCAAUGGCCCGGUGGCUGGUAGAAAAGGAUGGCAUCUUCAUUGGUAGCAGUAGUGCUGUUAAUUGCUUUGCAGCGGUCAAGACGGCCAUGAAACUUGGUCCGGGCCACAGAAUCGUCACAGUCCUAUCUGAUUCUGGCUCUAGACAUCUUUCAAGAUUCUGGCUAGGGCCGGGGAUGUCGGCGGGGCGGUAG
Molecule: messenger RNA, 1278 nt
Organism: Aspergillus bombycis
Lineage: Eukaryota; Fungi; Ascomycota; Eurotiomycetes; Eurotiales; Aspergillaceae
Product: putative cysteine synthase
Exons: 5
Coding region: 1-1278 (425 amino acids)
Cellular component (GO): cytoplasm
Molecular function (GO): cysteine synthase activity
Source: RefSeq, a predicted model, not a curated record